AGAUCGUUUGACUUAUUCCAUUGGUUGAUUUUUUUUUCUUGCUUUUCUAAUUGAUUUUUUAAAAUGUAUUUCUGGGGGGCUGUUACAGUGAGUAGAGCAUGGAUGAUAACUGUAAAACUGUGAAUGCCCUUUUGAGUUGGUUUCCAGGUGCAGCAAUGGCUGGUUGAACCAGAUAAGGAUUUGCAUGCCAAACCUGACAAGCCUCUGAGCAGGGAAAUGAUCUCACCCAGUAGUAUAUUUCAAGAAGAUUAAAUGCAUCGUGGGUGCAGUUUUCCCCCUGAAGGCAGAAUGGAUAAGAUGCUCGUGUUUCUUCUUUUGGCUGGGAUGGUGGGAGCAGAGGUGCAGGAGACCCUCUCACCAGAGUGUAAGCAGUUCUUGUACAUGGGGACGCCGCCGCGGGGGCUCGAGGAGCAGCCCCUCAAGAAGAUCUGCCAGUUCUACGCCGGCAAACCGCGGUUCUUCACGCUCUAUGACACCUUCAGCCGCAUCCCAGUUUACUCUGCCUACACCUUCAAACGCUCCGACGGCUUCAAGAAGGUCGACGUGCCAUGGAUGUAUGAACCACAGCUGUCCAUUAAGUCCGACUCCAGAGAGAUGCAGUCCUUCCCCUCCGGCAACCUUCCCAGCAGCUUUGAGGACUCUCAGGCUGUGCUGGAAGACUACUCCAACAGCGUCGUCUUCGAGCGAGGUCAACUUAACCCAGAUGAGCACCAGGGCGACCUGGACGACAAGGCCGCCACCUACACUCUGACCAACGUGGUCCCUCAAGCUCGGGAGUUCAACAUCGGCCCCUGGAAAACCCACGAGCACACCAUACGCCAGAGGCUGAACAACUACUGCCGGGGCACGGCCUACGUCAUCACCGGGAUCACCACGUCAGGCCACACCCUACGCCGCAAUAACAUCAACCGCCUGGGCAUACCCACCUACCUGUGGUCAGCCUACUGCUGCACCGACUAUGACCACAACGCUCCAUACUCGGAGCGCUCCAAGUUCCCCACGUUUGCAGCUUACGGGCUCAACGACAAAGAGGACAACAAGGUGCAGGAGAUGACGGUGCAGCAGCUGGAGAUCUUCCUGAAGAAAGUCACUUACGUUGACAGCUCCUUCCAGAUCUUCUACCAGAACUGUGCUCCUGCUAACAACGUCUGAAAUUAGUCCUAAAGUCAGGAGACAACCCUCCUCUUCCUCAUCUUAGAUGUGACAGUAGUUAUAAAAA
Molecule: messenger RNA, 1219 nt
Organism: Oryzias melastigma (Indian medaka)
Lineage: Eukaryota; Metazoa; Chordata; Actinopteri; Beloniformes; Adrianichthyidae
Product: endonuclease domain-containing 1 protein
Exons: 2
Coding region: 253-1152 (299 amino acids)
Molecular function (GO): hydrolase activity; nucleic acid binding; metal ion binding
Source: RefSeq, a predicted model, not a curated record